CGAAAAAACUAAGAGAGAAUCAAGGAUGGGGUUGUUAUGGAAAAAGACGAAGAAUUUAUAGUGCGUGUUUGCAGGGCUCUCUCUCUUCGAAUCCAUUCUGAAUUUACACACUAAAAGACUAAACUCCAAAGACUCUCUCUCUCUCUCAAAAACUCUGAGAAAUUCUUAGUCUUCUAGAAAUCUCUGGGCCAUUUAGCAUUGUAGACGACGAAGAGCCUUUCCACGGCGUCGUUUCGUCGUUUCAGUCUGUUACUCUCGCAAUUUUUUUUUGCUUAAAAAGCGUUUGGGGAAAACGAUUAGGGUUCCAGAAAACUUGUUCUAAGGUUUGAAAAUGUCUUCCAGUGCAGAAGAAGAUAUUAGUGAGAAGAAUUUGAAGGACUAUGAGUAUGACCAGUAUAGUGAUUUGAAGAAAGGAAGAAUUAAGGUUAAAUAUUCUAGUACAGUAUAUAGAUGCCCAUACUGCCCUGGGAAGAGGAAGCAAGACUAUUACUAUAAAGAUCUUCUUCGACAUGCUUCUAGUUUUGGUAGAUCAACGAGUAGGGGCUUAAAAGAGAAAGCAAAGCACUUAGCUUUAGAGAGGUAUAUGAAAAGGUAUCUCGAUGGGCAGGCUCAUUCAGAACCUGCCAAAAAAUCUGAAAGUACCUCUAUGCCUGAUGGUGAUAAGAAGUUUGCACGUUCUAGGAGGCCUCUUGAUGUGCCGGUUCAUUCAGAACAUUCUAAAAAAUCUGAAUCUACCCCCACGCCUGAUGGUGAUCAUCCAAGGAGGCAUCAUGAUGUUCAGGGUCAUUCAGAACCCUCCAAAAAAUCUGAACGUCACCUUUUAGCCAAUGGUGAUCAAGAGUUUGUGUAUCCUUGGAUGGGCAUUGUUGCAAACAUUCAAACUGAAUGGAAAGAAGGAAAAAAAGUUGCUGAGAGUGGCUCGAAACUCAAGGAUGAGUUUUUAAGAAAGGGGUUUAAUCCUCUGAAGGUUUUUCCCUUAUGGGGUUAUAGGGGUCACACAGGUUUUGCCAUAGUAGAGUUUAAGAAUGAUUGGGCUGGUUUCAACAAUGCUAUGUCAUUUGAGAAGAGUUUUGAAGUUGAGCAUUGUGGGAAAAGGGACUACUAUGGACACGAAAAUCCAGGAAAUAAGCUGUAUGGAUGGGUGGCCCGAAGUGAUGAUUAUAACUCAAGAGGUUUUAUUGGUGACCAUCUAAAAAAGAAUGCUGAUUUGAAAACCAUUUCUGCCAAAGAAGCAGAAGAUCAACGGAAGGCAUCAAAACUUGUCUCGAACUUGACAAAUACCCUUGUGAGCAAGAGUUUGCACCUUGAAGAGAUGAAGAACAAAUAUCUUGAGACCAAUGCAUCUCUAAACAAAUUGAUGACGGCUAAGGAUACAAUGCUUAAGAAGUUCAAUGAACAGAUAAGAAUGGUGCAGCAGAAAUCACACAAUCAUUUUGCACAGAUCUCCUUGGAGCAUCAGAAGAGUACACAGCGUUUAGAAGAACAAAUGAAAAGACUUGAGCAGCGUGAGAAGGAAUUGCAGCAACGUGAGGCUCAGAAUGAAACUGAGAGAAGGGAGCUUCAUGAUGAGAAAAAAAUGGUUGAAAGGGCUACCUUAGAGCAAAAAUAUGCUGAUGAAAAAGUGUUAAAGUUAGCAGAGGAACAAAAGAUAGAAAAGGAGAAGCUUCACAGCAAAAUUAUUGAACUGGAAAAGAAACUUGAUGCUAGACAAGCACUAGAGCUGGAGAUCGAGCGGAUGAGAGGGGCUUUACACGUGAUGAAACAUAUGGGUGAAGAUGGGGAUAUGGAGGUGAAAAAAAAUAUGGAUGCAAUUAAAGAAGAUUUGAAGGAGAAGGAAGAAGAAUUGGAACACAUGGAAGCACUUCAGCAAGCUCUUGUCAUCAAGGAGCGCAAAAGUAAUGAUGAACUACAAGAAGCUCGCAAAGAAUUAAUAUCAGGAAUGAGGGAAGUGUCAACCCGUGCUUUUAUUGGCAUCAAGAGAAUGGGAGAGCUUGACAAUAAGCCAUUUCUCACUGCAAUGAAGAGAAAAACUUCUAAUGAAGAAGCAGCUCAGAAAGCAAUAGAACUGUGUUCACAAUGGGAGGAUUAUCUUAGGGAUCCAAGCUGGCACCCCUUUAAGAUAAUCACAGAUAAAGAAGGAAAUAGUAAGGAAGAAAUCAAUGACGAAGAUGAAAAAAUGAAGAGUUUGAAGAAUGAUGGUGAUGAUGAAGUUUAUGAGGCCGUCAAAGUAGCCUUGAUGGAGAUGAAUGAAUACAACCCGAGUGGUCGGUACAUAAUACAAGAGCUAUGGAAUUUUAAAGAAGGAAGGAAGGCAACGUUGAAAGAAGGAGUCUUGCAUGUACUAAAUAAGUGGAAAUCUCUUAAACGAAAGAGACGCUGAAGGAUUUGUGGCCGAAGAGUCCUUUUAUUAAGGAAACAUGGAUGUGGUGCUUCAAGAGUUUCAACGAUUUUGUGUGCUUGGGUCAAUGGUAGGCUAUUGUUAGUGUUUUAUCUAAUGCAUAUCCGUAAUCAGAUGGAGUAUAAGAAACUUUAGAAUUUUCCUUUUGGUGAUUUAUGUUUUCUGUGUCUGAAAAGAUAGAAUGGACAGAUGAGAUCGGAUGAUGGUAGUUUUUAUUGUUUUGCAAUAGGUGUCGGAAUAUAUUAGGAUCAAGCUUCACAACCUUUAGGAUAUGUUACAUCACUACUUGAUAACUUUUCAUUUAGAAUAGAAUAAUAUCUUGAUAACUUUUCAUUUA
Molecule: messenger RNA, 2735 nt
Organism: Quercus lobata
Lineage: Eukaryota; Viridiplantae; Streptophyta; Magnoliopsida; Fagales; Fagaceae
Product: factor of DNA methylation 4-like
Exons: 8
Coding region: 332-2380 (682 amino acids)
Biological process (GO): gene silencing by siRNA-directed DNA methylation
Source: RefSeq, a predicted model, not a curated record